Juglans microcarpa x Juglans regia is the source of this 1733-nucleotide messenger RNA. Its product is annotated as lysosomal Pro-X carboxypeptidase-like. The transcript is spliced from 9 exons. Gene Ontology annotation, molecular function: dipeptidyl-peptidase activity; serine-type exopeptidase activity. The coding region runs from base 93 to 1613 and encodes 506 amino acids. Gene Ontology annotation, biological process: proteolysis. The record is from RefSeq and is a predicted model, not a curated record. Lineage: Eukaryota; Viridiplantae; Streptophyta; Magnoliopsida; Fagales; Juglandaceae.
UGUAUAUGGGGAAUUAAAGUUCCGGAUUGUCAAUUAUAUAUAUUCUCUUAGGCGUGCGGUCGUUGAGACAGACACUUGUAUCAAAAGACAUCAUGAAAUCUCCAAUAUCCUCAUUGCAAUGGCUUCCUUUGAACUUCUUUCUUAUCAUCACAACCUCUGUAAUCAGUACUACUACAACUGCAACAACGCUAUUCGAUAUUCCUAGACUGAGUCCACUUGGAGGAAUUCUGCAAGAUCCUGAAACAGUAUUCUCUGCAAAUGUUUCGGAUGACUUCGAAACAUUUUACUAUAAUCAAACACUUGAUCACUUCAACUAUAUGCCUGAAAGCUACUCCACCUUUCAGCAAAGAUAUGUGAUUAAUUCCAAGUAUUGGGAUGGUGCAAAUCGUAGCGCACCAAUUUUAGCUUAUCUUGGCGCAGAAGCACCGUUGGAUGGCGAUCUGAGAGUCAUCGGAUUUCUCACUGAUAACGCCGCGGAGUUUAAGGCUCUCUUAGUAUACAUAGAGCACCGAUAUUAUGGGGAGUCGAUACCGUUGGGGUCAAGCAGGAAAGUAGCACUUGGAAAUGCAAGCACUCUCGGGUACUUCAACUCAGCCCAAGCUAUAGCAGAUUAUGCAGAAAUCAUCAUCUAUUUAAAGGAAAAACUACAAGCACAAAAUUCUCCAGUAAUUGUAAUUGGAGGAUCAUAUGGAGGAAUGCUAGCUUCCUGGUUUCGGCUAAAGUAUCCUCACGUUGCCAUUGGCGCCUUGGCCUCAUCAGCUCCAAUCCUUUACUUCGAUGACAUAACCCCACAAGAUGGAUAUUACUCUAUUGUCACCAAGGAUUUUAGGGAAGCUAGUGAGACUUGCUACCAAACUAUAAAAAAUUCGUGGUCUAUAAUCGAUGAAGUUGCAUCUAAGCCUGAUGGUCUUUCUGUCCUUAGCAAGACAUUCAAGACUUGCAAACCCCUAAAAUCAGUUAAUGUGCUCAAGAACUAUUUGGUAUCGACGGUGUAUGGCGGUGCGGCUCAAUAUAACAGUCCACCGAAAUAUCCGGUUACCAUUGUCUGCGGUGGCAUAGAUGGAGCUCCUCCUGAAACAGAUAUUCUUGACAAAGUAUUUGCAGGUGUUGUUGCCUAUACUGGGAAUAGAACAUGCUAUGUCAAUCCACCCCAAAAUAUAUCUGAAACAACUGUAGGUUGGAGAUGGCAGACGUGCACUGAGAUGGUGAUACCCAUUGGAAUUACCAAUAAUACAAUGUUCCAGCCGGACCCUUUUAACCUAAGCAGCUUCACUGAGGAGUGCAGAAGCUUAUAUGGUGUACCUCCUCGGCCACAUUGGGUCACUACUUACUAUGGAGGCCAUGAUAUAAAAUUGGUUCUCCACAAGUUUGGAAGCAACAUCAUAUUCUCCAAUGGUCUCAGAGAUCCUUAUAGUAGCGGAGGGGUGCUUGUAAACAUAUCAGAGAGUAUCGUUGCCGUCCAUACAGUUAACGGAUCUCAUUGCUUGGAUAUUCUUCAUGCAAACCAAAGUACUGAUCCGGAGUGGUUGGUUAGGCAGCGAGAGGUGGAGGUGAAAAUCAUCAAAGGAUGGAUCACCCAGUACUACUUUGAUCUUCUCGCUUUCAGUCAAUAAUUAAUUAUAAAUUAGUUAAUGCAUGCCUUCAUGUCUGCAUGCGUAUUUUAUUAAUGUCUACGUACGUACUAUUGGAUCAUGAUAUAAUUAGGGAAUUAAAUAAAGAAUAUAUAUACUAAA